Messenger RNA from Erigeron canadensis, 854 nucleotides. RefSeq names its product armadillo repeat-containing protein 7. Bases 86 to 622 code for a protein of 178 amino acids. The record is from RefSeq and is a predicted model, not a curated record. Gene Ontology annotation, molecular function: protein binding. Lineage: Eukaryota; Viridiplantae; Streptophyta; Magnoliopsida; Asterales; Asteraceae. The transcript has 7 exons.
CAAAUUUCCAUUAGAGGACCGAUAAGUAAGUAAAGUGCAUAUAUUUGCUAAACUUCAAUUCAAGCCAGGAGGUAAACUCUUCAAUAUGUUCACUAAUAGUCAAAGACAAGAAGAGCGUACAGGAAAAUAUGGCACUCCUAGGGUUCAAUAUCUUCAGGAACUCGUAGCUCAAUUUCAGAAUGCUUCUACUGAAGAGUCCAAGGAGAAACUUGUUGCUAACUUAGCAAACUUUGCAUAUGAUCCUUUCAAUUAUACUUUUCUACGCCAGCUUAAUGUUUUGGAACUUUUCCUCGACUGCAUAACAGAACCCAAUGAGAAGCUUAUAGAAUUUGGCGCAGGGGGGAUCUGCAAUUCCUGUGUUGAUCCUGCAAAUGCCGCAGUAAUAAUAAAAUGUGAUGGGAUACCUCUUCUUAUACAAUGUUUAUCCAGUCCGGUUAAAAAUACGGUGAUUUAUGCUCUCGGGGCCCUGUACUAUCUCUGUAAUGCAUCUACUAAGGAAGAAAUUUUGAGACCAGAAGUUGUGGAUGUCAUUAGGAGGUAUUCAGAUGCAGGUGGUGUUAGCGUUAGUUUCAGCAAUCUUGCUCAAGCUUUCUUAGAUAAGCAUGUCCCACAAAAUCAUUGAGGGUCUAUUGACGAUUAGGUUUACUACUCUUGGUUUUCUUGCCUAGUUUCAAACCCUGUGGGUGUCGCUGACUUUUCAAGUCAAAUUUGGUAGCCUCCAAAGUAAAUUAUGUGAAGGCAUUAUGCUGCGAAUAUUUUGUAUGUAAAUCAUUACAAAGUUUCUAGCCUCGCCUUGGUAACAUUCUGUUUUGCCCGUAUUUAAUUAAAAAGUGAGACUGUUAUGUUGACUCUCA